AUGUCGGUGGUGACUGGCGGCGGCGAGGCGGCCGGCGGGGCCGGCGGCGGCGGCGCGCGCGUCUUCUUCCAGAGUCCCCGCGGUGGCACAGGCGGCAGCCCGGGAUCCAGCAGCGGCUCGGGCUCCUCGAGGGAGGAUUCGGCGCCGGUGGCCACGGUGGCCGCCGCCGGGCAGGUGCAGCAGCAGCAGCGACGCCACCAGCAGGGCAAAGUGACAGUGAAAUACGACCGCAAGGAGCUUCGGAAACGAUUGGUGCUGGAGGAAUGGAUCGUGGAGCAGCUGGGUCAGCUGUAUGGCUGCGAGGAAGAAGAAAUGCCAGACGUUGAAAUCGACAUCGAUGAUCUCCUUGAUGCUGACAGUGAGGAAGAACGAGCUUCGAAAUUACAGGAAGCUCUCGUAGACUGCUAUAAACCAACAGAGGAAUUUAUCAGAGAGCUGCUCUCCCGGAUAAGAGGCAUGAGGAAGCUGAGCCCUCCGCAGAAGAAGAGCGUAUAAUUUUGGAACAGGGUAGAAUUCUCUCGGAGACGAAGAAAGUGACCUGGGAUUUGGACUUCAUGAAUACUUUUAUUAAAUAACCAUAGUUGUCUUUUACAAACAA
Peromyscus eremicus (cactus mouse) is the source of this 598-nucleotide messenger RNA. RefSeq names its product protein phosphatase 1 regulatory inhibitor subunit 14C (gene Ppp1r14c). Gene Ontology annotation, biological process: regulation of phosphorylation. Gene Ontology annotation, cellular component: cytoplasm. The record is from RefSeq and is a predicted model, not a curated record. NCBI's taxonomy places the organism in Eukaryota, Metazoa, Chordata, Mammalia, Rodentia, Cricetidae. The coding region runs from base 1 to 495 and encodes 164 amino acids. Gene Ontology annotation, molecular function: protein serine/threonine phosphatase inhibitor activity. The transcript has 4 exons.